This is a messenger RNA of Tarenaya hassleriana, 2563 nucleotides long. RefSeq names its product RING finger protein 10. Gene Ontology annotation, biological process: positive regulation of transcription by RNA polymerase II. The transcript has 9 exons. Gene Ontology annotation, molecular function: metal ion binding; transcription cis-regulatory region binding. Lineage: Eukaryota; Viridiplantae; Streptophyta; Magnoliopsida; Brassicales; Cleomaceae. The record is from RefSeq and is a predicted model, not a curated record. The coding region runs from base 86 to 2326 and encodes 746 amino acids.
GGUUAAUUUUUUUUUGUUUGUAUGAGAAGCACAGAAGCGGUGGCUCCGAGCCGGCGAAUCUCCCUCUCUCCUCCGUAGAAUUUUCAUGUCCAUCUUGUCUCCUCCGCAAUCUGAAGGUCCCAAGUCGUCGUUCUCAUCUCCAGAUCCAUCUCUAAACCCUGUCUCUGAGUAUGGCAGCGCCUCUUCUUCUCCUUCCCGGAUCUCCUCCGAAAUCGGAUCUCUCGGCCUCGCCGGACCUCCUUCUCCCUCGGCUUUCUCCUUUGGCUCUCCGGACACGAUGGUUUCCGCAGGGGAAGAUAUCCGUGGAUCUUCCAAAGAGGUGACCGGAAUUGGCACAGGGAUGGAGACCUUUUCCCGCCAGGGUGCAGACAGACAUCACGACCAUCCUCGAUCAGAUGGUCGACGGAAUAGAUCCAGAGGGAGAACUCAUGGUUUUUCUCGAGGUCAGCAUAAUACAGGACCUUCCAAUUCUCCUACAAGUGCUUCACGUCACAAUCCGACCGGUAGAAGAGCCAAUACAAUCAGCGGGAACCAUUUACUGAAUUUUCACUAUGAUCCCAUUUCAUCGCCUCAGACCAGGGCUCCUCCUCAACCUCAAAGAAGGCCAUACAAGAGAAGACCUUAUAACAAGGAUUUGUUUCUUCAGGCCAAUUACAAGUUUGUUGUGUUGGACACAGGAGAUCAUUCCCCUGAGUCAAUGGACCCUGAUAAAAUGCUGCAGUGGGACGAUAUAAUUUGUGUCCGGUAUUCCACCCCAUCUCCUGUGCAAUGCCCAAUCUGCUUGGAGUAUCCUUUGUGUCCACAGAUUACCUCUUGUGGGCAUAUCUUCUGUUUCCCAUGUAUUCUUCAGUACCUGUUGAUGGGUGUGGACGAUCACAAGAUAGAAUGCUUCAAGAGGUGCCCCUUAUGCUUUGUGAUGGUGUCUCCAAAAGAUUUAUACACCCUUUAUAUUGAAAAUGUCAAGCAAUACUCUGUUGGAGAUGUGAUAGAAUUUGUACUUCUGACUCGUAAGAAAGAGUCAUUUGCUCCAACACGAAAAGCUGAGGAUGACGUACAGGUGUCCUUGUCUAAUUGUGAAAAUGGAAUAUAUGAUCCAUUUUCAAAGUUCACUUUCACCACAGAUGUUGAUCUCUCCGUUAGACAAGCAGUUUCAGAGUUAGAUGGCUGGAUUGCAAGAGCAGAUUCAGGGCUUGUUGAUGAUUUGGAGAAGCUUCCAUAUGUAAGUGCUGCUCUGGAGCAUUUGGAGCAGAGGAAAAAGUACUGGAAUGAGCACAGGCUCUCUAAUUUUAGCAAACCUAGCACGAAGGCUAGAAAUCAGAUGCAGUCUGUCUCACCUGCUAAUGUUUCUCAAGUUGGCAAUCAUGUACCCGUCCAGGGGCAUGGAACAACAGCUAGCUGUUCCAAUAAGCUAAACAAAUCAUCAGUGGAGAAGUCCGAUGGUGAAUCUAGCUUGGACAAGAGUGGUGAUGAUGGCGACCAUCGGAUAGAAGACCGGGAGAUCCUUUUAUCUUCAUCCUGCAAUGGGAACAAAGGCCUCCUGAUGCACCAAAAUGUUGCUGGAGAUCCAAAGGAUAGGGACUCGUACAAUUUUUAUCAGUCUGUUGAUGGUCAGCAUAUCGUCCUUCACUCAUUAAAUAUGAAGUGCCUUAUCCAUCAUUAUGGCAGCUAUGAUUUACUUCCACCAAGAGUAAGAGGAAAGAUAUUGGAGUUGGAAACCGUUACCCAAUCGGAGGGAAUGAGGAGGCGCUACCGAUUCUUGAGUCAUUUUUCUUUGACUACUACAUUCCUGAUAUGUGAAAUUGACAUGCGAGAAUCCUUGCCUCCCAAUGCCUUUGCUCCGUUUUUGGAUGAAAUCAAGAAGCGUGAGAAGCAGAGGAAAGACCGUGCAAGAAAGGAACGGAAAGAGAAAGUCAAGGCUGAAGUAGCUGCUGCUGCAGAGCUUGCACCUCUGGUGACUAGUUUUGGGCAGUCCUCUCGUAACGACUUUCCUCCAUUCUCCUUGGAUGACUUUGAAGCCCUUGGAAAUGCUGCCCCUGUUUCAUCAAGCCCUCCAAACACUGGGGAGAGGAGUUCAUUCUCAAAUGUGACAAGGCUUGGUUUUGCAGCUGGCCAUGACUCCCCUGGCCUGAUAAACUUGCCCACGAGCAUCCAAAACAAUUCCAUUCAAGUUGCAAACACAGUCAUAGGUUCAAGAAAUCCCGGGGUAAUGUCAUUUGCAAGUGCGAUAUCGAGGACACCAGUCACUGAGACUGUCAAAGAGGCCGGGAAGAGAGGGAAGAAACCGGCCCGAGUGCUCCUAUCAACAUCCAGUGUUCGAAGAUACUGAAAGAUAAGUGCUUUAUCGAAACGCGUUGUUUUAUAAAAGUAGCCUCCUCGGAAACAGAUCUCACUUGAGAAGAAACCAAGCCAAGAGGCAUUAGUGUUUGGGUUUGUGUUAGAAAAAACAGUGUGUUUGGGUUUGGACCAAAUCUUUGGUUCGUAUGGAAUGAUUUAUCGCUGUGGUGAACUGAAUGUAAAAUAAUGCAAGGGGGACCUGUUACCAUUGAUGUGGCUUCAGGACAAA